CGUGUCAUCCUGCGAUAGAUCAUAGGCUACAUGUUGUUGCUCAACACAGCAGUUUCAGUAUUUGUUACAAAUUGGUCUUGUAGCAGGGCACCACACCUCAUCAUGCUAACAUGUACCACCUCUUUCCCAUCCCUAGAUGGUUUGGCUGAUGACCUUCUGGGGUUCCCUCCUUCUGGGCAUGGACCUGGGCAUUCCUGUCGGCUUGGCAGCUGAACUCAUCGCUCUGGUCUUCCGGACCCAGUUCCCCCGCUGUUCUCUCCUGGCUAACAUCAGUGGCACUGACAUCUACAGGGACCGCAAGGACUAUCAUAAUAUCUUUGCACCAAGUGGCGUGAAGAUCUUCAGAAUCUCCUCACCGAUCUACUUCGCUAAUGUUGAAUUCUUCAGAAACAAGCUAAAUGAAUAUCUUGGGUUUAACCCUCUGAGAGUCUUACGUAAGAGGAACAAGGCCUUGCAGAAGAUCAAGAAAUUGCUGAAAAGCGGCAAAUUGCAAAUAACAGAGAAAGGGCUGUUAUACAUGACCUCCUAUUCAAAUGAGGACUCGGAUGAUGAAGGUAACACAGAGGAUCUAGACCAGCCCAGCGACUACAAGGACCUGCCCCUUCAGGUCAACUGGAACGCUGAAUUACCAGCCGACAUUCGAGUGCCCAAGGUCGACGUCCACAGCGUGAUCUUGGACUUUGCAGCAGUCUCAUUCUUAGACAUCUCUGGCAUUAAAGGACUCAAAUCGGCCCUGAAGGAACUUAUCCGAGUGGAAGUAGAUGUUUACAUCGUAGCGUGUGACAGGUACGUCCUGGAGAAACUUCACAGCUGCAGCUUCUUCGAUGACGAAAUCAAAACGUCCAUAUUUUUCCUGUCACUUCAUGACGCCAUGCUUCACGUCCUGGAGAAUCAACCAAUUAUCCUGGAGCACAACACCUUAAACAAAAAGGUAUCGUGUGUCUCGCCAGCAGACCUAUAUGCGCUCUGCGCAUUUCUGAUUCAGGCCCUGUUUCCAUUAUACGGUCAAACCGCCUGCUAACAACUGCAGUUAACAUGUAAACACAAUAAAAC
Molecule: messenger RNA, 1053 nt
Organism: Brienomyrus brachyistius
Lineage: Eukaryota; Metazoa; Chordata; Actinopteri; Osteoglossiformes; Mormyridae
Product: chloride anion exchanger-like
Exons: 7
Coding region: 137-1021 (294 amino acids)
Biological process (GO): transmembrane transport
Cellular component (GO): membrane
Molecular function (GO): bicarbonate transmembrane transporter activity; oxalate transmembrane transporter activity; chloride transmembrane transporter activity
Source: RefSeq, a predicted model, not a curated record